AUGAUUUAUAUUCACGAUGUUGGUCCUUUUUUUUCACUGAUUCUAACAUUGAUUUGUUUCAGCGUGACAUGGCUUUAGCGAUCUCUUUCUUCAAUCCAAAUAUCCCGGGGAUAGUUAGGAAUGCAAAUGGAGCAAUCGUCGCCAUUAUAGCUCAUGAAGUAGAUUUUUUUUUGUUUUUUUCUGAGAACUCAAUCUCAAAUUUUUUUAUUUCAGGGGCGGAUGGAGUUUUUACUCAACAACACUAUUGAGGGGUUGAGUGCCAGAAUGAAUGUGGCGCCUGCUCUUGAACCGGGACUUGCUCAGCUGGUCAGUUUUUUGAAAAAAAAAACAGCCUGUAAAAAUCAUUUUCGAUUGGCUAAUUUUGGUUGUUAUCGCCCUUUAAUAAGAUGACAAGAAAAAGAAGAAGGUUUGAUUUUCAUUAAGUUCGUUAGGUACAAAUUUAUUGAGUUUCUUGAGCCUCUGAAAAAUUUCUUUAGUCAGGAACUUUUAUGUCAUUUACUGUACCUCCAUUCGGAAAAUAAAAUAAUUUUUUCUCACAAAUAGCAGCUACCAGGACGUUUUUACCGACCAGAAGUAAAAUACCUCGUAAAGGACUUCCUAAGUUGCCGAGUUUUUUUCAGAGUUGGUCGUAUCGUACGUUUGCAUGAGUUUUCGGGGCGAAAAACACUGCCAAAAUUUCGAUCAAAAAAGAAUCUGUACAUAAUGAGCGUUCGAAAAAAAACCAUGACUUAUUAGACAACUCAAUAUUGAAAAACCACUCAAGCAUACCGAAAACCGACUCCAUAUUAAAAAAAUACUUGAUUUUCAGUACAACAACGCUCUUUUCAACUUGCGUUACUUCUCCGAGACGCUUCGUUAUUACAUCUUCGAAUGCGAAAUGACUGCUAUCGAGAACUACAUGAAUCCACAUAAUCAUUCGUGA
Molecule: messenger RNA, 922 nt
Organism: Caenorhabditis auriculariae
Lineage: Eukaryota; Metazoa; Nematoda; Chromadorea; Rhabditida; Rhabditidae
Source: the annotation of a GenBank genome assembly